UACUACAUUUCCCACAAUCCCCCUCACGCGGAAGCUGCGCAGCGCCAUUGGAGGAGUUAGUUAGUGCGAGCGGCGCCGCGGAGGAGAAAGACAACGACAGCGGACAAAACACACAAUGGCGACGGCAACGGCAGGCGGGACGGGCUCCGGCGGACCGGCCACCGGCCCGGUCGGCGGCGGCGGGGCAGCGGUGGGACGGAAGAAGGACGGCGGCCCGUCCACGAAAUUCUGGGAAAGUUCGGAGACGAUAUCCCAGAUGGAGACGGUGCGGCAGUGGAUCGGGAAACACUACAAGAAGUAUGUCCAGAAUGAUUCCCCCUCCAGUAAAUCCUUGGCGGGCCUGGUUGUCCAGCUGCUGCAGUUCCAGGAGGAUGCGUUUGGACGCAGAGUCAACAAUCCUGCUCUUACCAAGCUACCUGCAAAAUGUUUUCAGGAUUUCAAGGCAGGAGGUGCUCUCUGUCACAUCCUGGGGUCUGUCUACAAGUUCAAGAGUGAGCAGGGCUGGCGUCGAUUUGAUCUGCAGAAUCCUUCCCGGAUGGACAGGAACGUGGAAAUGUUCUUAAAUGUUGAGAAGAACUUGGUUCAGAAUAACUGCCUGACUCGACCCACUGUCUUCCUGUCGCCGGACAUCGAGCAGAAACAGGCCAGUAAGCUCAAAGACAUCAUCAAAAGGCACCAGGGCUCGAUUACUGACGAUAAAUCAAAGGCCACCCACCACAUUUACCCCUCACCAUCCCAACAAGACGAAGAGGAGUGGCUUCGGCCUGUGAUGAGGAAAGACAAGCAGGUGCUGGUGCACUGGGGUCUCUACCCAGACAGCUAUGAUACCUGGGUAUCAGCCAGCGAGGUGGAUGGUGACGUGGAGGAUCCUCCGAGCACUGACAGACCCUGGAAGGUUCACGCCAAGUGGGUUUUAGAGACAGACGCCUUCAACGAGUGGAUGAACGAAGAAGACUACGAGGUAGACGAGAACAAGAAACCAGUCAGCUUCCGCCAGAGGAUCUUCCCCAAAGAGGAGGAGUCUUCCCGUACACCCGAUCGCAAGGAGCGCAAAGCCAACUCUGCCGGCAAGAAGAGGAGGCGCUCGCCCUCACCGCCCAGUACUCCUGCUGAGUCUCGCAAGAAGGGAGGAAAGAAGGGGAAUCCCGGGCCUCACUGGAAGCGACGAGGCCACAGAGGCGAGGAGGAGGACACAGAGGAGGACAUGACCAAGGACUUAGACGACUCGUCGGCUGGUGCCAGCUUGGAGGAGGGCAGCGUGUCCAAAAAUGCAAGUUCAAAGAAAGACAGCGAAAAUACUCCGGUGAAAGGAGGGAAUGUGGCCGACUUGGAUGACAUGGAGGACGACUCUGUGCUGUCUGGUGGAAAGGUAAGAUGA
Messenger RNA from Paralichthys olivaceus (Japanese flounder), 1378 nucleotides. The record is from RefSeq and is a predicted model, not a curated record. NCBI's taxonomy places the organism in Eukaryota, Metazoa, Chordata, Actinopteri, Pleuronectiformes, Paralichthyidae.